Plasmopara halstedii is the source of this 183-nucleotide messenger RNA. RefSeq lists its product as uncharacterized. The transcript is spliced from 2 exons. The coding region runs from base 1 to 183 and encodes 60 amino acids. The record is from RefSeq and is a predicted model, not a curated record. NCBI's taxonomy places the organism in Eukaryota, Oomycota, Peronosporomycetes, Peronosporales, Peronosporaceae.
AUGACCAAUUUCCGCACUAUACCACCAUCUAUGAAAGACGGGCUCCCGCCGGUGCCAUUUGCCUCGACUUUGCGGAGGUUUUUGACAGUGUCAACUGGCAGGUAUUGGAUUUCGUUCUUAAACACUGGGGAUUUGGUAAAGAUUUUCGUCAUUGGAUUUCCACAUUUUUUACGGGGACCUUAG